AUGGAAACGUCGCGCGAGAUCGAUCCCAACGGAGACGUCAUUCUCUGUCUUCACAAUCCCGGCGCGCCGUUUGCGCGUCGCAUCUCGGAACCCGAGGAAAUACAGUUUCGAGUUUCAUCAAGGCAUUUGAUGCUGGCAUCCCCAUACUUCAAGAAAGCUCUAGACGGUCCAUGGGAAGAAUCAGCACCCGAUACGGCCGAUCAUCACCUGUACAUAUCCGCCGAGGACUGGGAUCCGCAGGCAUUUCUGAUCUUGAUGCACAUCAUUCACGGCCGCAACGGACAAGUCCCCAGGAGCGUCAGCCUCGAGUUGCUGGCCAAGAUUGCCGUUCUCGUUGAUUACUACGAAUGCUACGAGGCGGUCGAGGUCUUCGCCGAAAUAUGGCUACGACAACUGAAAGACCAAGUUCCGAAAAAGAUCAACAGGGAGCUCAUUCUAUGGCUCUGCGUGUCGUGGAUAUUCAGUGCGACUGACAUCUUCACGGCCGUAACGAAGACAGCCCUUGAGCAAGCCCGGGGACCGCUCCCGACAUUGUAUCUCCCAAUCCCACCUGCGAUCGUUGAGACGAUUGAGAGCCGCAGACAAGAAACCGUCGACAAGAUUUAUACGGUACUUAGUGAGCUCUAUGUGUUUUUCCGGGAUGGCCCAGAUCCAUGUCAUUUCGAGUGCUCGGCGAUCCGACUCGGUGCUCUUAUAAAGGAGAUACGGCCCAAACGACUUGAUCCCAGGCCAAAACUCCCACUGCUGGGUUAUUGCAUACAUAAGACUAAGAAAGCGGCAUGCAGUAUUCUCUCUCCCCCGACACGUGAUCCUCAUAAUAUUAGUACUGCGUCUGGUGGUCGUAAAACUUACGGGUCGUAUACUGUAUGUGGCCUUCAAUCCGCUGUUGGGGGAAAGAUGCAAGUCUUGGACUUAGCGGGGAUGCCGGGCAUGGAACUGAGUCAUUUCAAUGGCCGUCGCUCACCAAGGGGUCUAAAGUUACAGGUGGAUAUAGGAUAG
Molecule: messenger RNA, 999 nt
Organism: Canariomyces notabilis
Lineage: Eukaryota; Fungi; Ascomycota; Sordariomycetes; Sordariales; Chaetomiaceae
Exons: 3
Coding region: 1-999 (332 amino acids)
Source: RefSeq, a predicted model, not a curated record